Molecule: messenger RNA, 1929 nt
Organism: Leishmania mexicana MHOM/GT/2001/U1103
Lineage: Eukaryota; Euglenozoa; Kinetoplastea; Trypanosomatida; Trypanosomatidae
Exons: 1
Coding region: 1-1929 (642 amino acids)
Cellular component (GO): membrane
Source: RefSeq, a predicted model, not a curated record
AUGCGUGGCGUUGAUGGGAAAGGUGAGCCUACCCGGGAGGCCGUCAAAGUGGACGUCGUUACUCGAAUGACCACUGAAGACUGGGGUAAAGACGGCUUAGUGGACAACCAGUCCCUUCUACUCGCGCAGAAUGAGCCCAGCAGCAUUGAGGAGAGCGACCGCUACAAGCGUGACGCUGCGACUGUACACCAUCUGCUCAAGCGCACGGUCAUCCGCAACAGCGUCUUCCUGUGGAUGGUGGGCUUCAUCAACAACUUCCACUACUGCCUCAUCAUGUCCGCUGCCGCGAGCCUUGCAGAGGGCUACGGCCUCAAGAAACUUGUUGCCCUUAUCACGUGGGCGAACAUCUUUUUCGGCAUCUUCGCCCGCAUACUGAACAUGUUCAUUGCGACUCGUGUGUCCUACAAUGUGCGCGUCACGGCGAUGGCUCUCUCCUCUUUGUUAGGCAUCUUCUUUGUCAGUUUCGCGACGCCAAUGGGCAGAUAUAACAACGUUUCAGCGUUUGUUGUGAUGCUGAUUGGCGUUGUCUUGAUUGGCACUGCCUCGACCUAUGGUGAGAGCGUGAUGCUAGCCUUCAUACAGCGCUACCCGGACUCGAUUGUCGGGGCGUGGAGCAGCGGCACAGGCAUCUCCGGCGUCGCCGCGUCGCUCAUCUUCUUGGGUCUCACCAGCGCCGGCCUGACGCAGCAGCACACGUUCCUGGUGUCCAUACCUCUGUGCAUCAUCUACUGGCUGUGCUUCAUGUUAGGCAUGGUGUCACCGCGCAAGGUACUUGUGGCGACACGCGCGAAUGGGAAGAGAGAGGAUAUCAUUAUUUACUGCUUGGAGGGGGAGGAGGACGCGCACAUCUGCCUGCUGCGCGAAAGGGCGCUUGCUCGACACGACGUUGUCAGCGUGUCGGCGGAGUACGAGAUCAAAAUGAUCAUGAACAUCCGCGCCGUGCCAUGGGGGAGGAUGCCGGCCGUACACAAGCCCGAGCCAAGCGCUGAGGAGGGUGACGGUCUGUACUACCCGUGCUGCCGCGUCAUAUGCGGGUGCUUGUCGCCGAGCAACGGGCUGCGUCGCUGGUGGCGCGACGUGGGCCCAGACCUGAUCUUCAUGCACAACACUAUGAUCUGGUUCUUCUUCAACCUCGCUGUCGUGUAUAUUGCCGAGUACGCGGCACAGCUGAUGGCACCGUUCAGCUUCUACUGUGAGCCGGAGUGGAAGGACAACUUCUGGGUGAAGAACUCGUACGUUGUGUGCCAGUUUUGCUACCAGUUCGGCGUGCUAAUCUCGCGCAGUUCGCUGCUGAUCGUCAAGAUCCCGUAUGUGGGCGUGAUAUCGAUCAUCCAGGUCAUCAAUGCGGUGUGCUGGAUUGUGCAGGCCAGAGUACUGUACAUCAAGUCGAACACGAAGAGCCGACAGAUUGGCCUGUCCUUCAUUCUGUUCGCGUGGAUGAUCUUCAUCGGGCUGAUGGGCGGUGCUUCUUACGUGAACGUCUUGUACCUGAUCCUGAAGCGGAGCACAACGUUGCGCGAGCGCGAGGAGAGCGAGGCCGUGGAAGCGUAUCUCACAAGCAAAGGCCACGACGUGAGCGGGUGCAGAUGCCCCGAUGACAGUGAACUGAAGAAGAAGGCUGCCGACGAGCGCGCGCCACCCGUGGUAGCAAAGCUGGAGGGUAAGCCCAUCGACGAGACCAUGCCCAAACCCUCGCGAAGUGAUACCGCAACCGCUGCACCACAGUCCCAGAUUCUUGGGCUUGACCUCACCCAAGAGGAGCGCGAUGCGAUAAAGGCUAUUCACUGCAAUCUCAACGACGUGUGGGCGGUCCGCCGUGAGAUGGGCAUGAACAUCGGAGCCCUGUACGCGACUGUGGGCAUCACACUCGGCACAGUCGUCGAUCUGAUCUUCACAAACACGAUGCUCAAACACAGCAAGAGCUGCUAG